CAGUAUGUAGACAGCAGGGGAAAAUACAUCAAUGAGGAGUCUGCACAUGCGCAGUACGCUUACCCCCUCGCGUACGUGACCGGGCUAAGCAACUUAGCAUUGUAGCUUCCUCCUCCACAAUCUGACCGGUUUGUGUCACUGGCUGUCCCGCAACAUGUUCAGAGCCGCCGUCCGACUCUCGGUCUCCGGUGUCCGGAGUUUGACCCGCACACAACCACAGUGUCAAGCUGUUUUGACCUCAAGGUGUUAUUCACAUGGGAAGCAAGAGACAGAUGAGGAGUUUGACGCCCGCUGGAUCACCUAUUUUAACAAGCCAGACAUUGAUGCAUGGGAGCUGAGGAAAGGGAUGAACACACUUAUUGGUUAUGAUCUGGUACCUGAGCCAAAGAUUCUUGAUGCAGCACUGAGAGCCUGUCGGAGGUUAAACGACCUGGCCAGCGCCAUCAGGAUUUUGGAAGCUGUGAAGGACAAAUCUGGUCCUCAUAAAGAAAUCUACCCAUACCUGAUUCAAGAGCUGAAGCCAACAUUAGAGGAACUUGGUAUUUCUACACCUGAAGAGCUGGGAAUUGACAAAGUGUAGAUAAAUCCAACUAUGGUUGACAUCCCCAGGACAGAGACACCUUGUACUUUAAUGUUUGCCUCAUCUAAUACGUGUGAUAUUUAAUUUGGCCUUUAUUAAGUUCUUUUGCUUGUAAAAUAUUGAUGAACCUAAUAAAGGAAAAUGUAUGCUUAUGAAAGUCACAAGUAUUUUGGGAUAUUUUAAACUGUAACAAGUGCUUACUGCAGCAAUAGAGCAGGGUGUGACUUCACGGUGCAUGUUGUCCGAGUGUCUGGAACCUUUUUUGUGUGAGCCUCAUUUCACCACAAGGGAGCAGCGUUUUCAUGUGAAUGUACAACCCAUUCUUCAGUUUUCAAUCAACAUUACAUCUGUUAUCAUUUCAGGGAAAUUUUUCAUGCUGAUGAAUAAACUUUUACAAAUGGAAAACGGUGUACGUUGUUAUCAAAACAAAACUGGAAUCCUGCCAAAAAUGAUAGUAAAUUAAUGUGUAAUCAAGGAUUAGGAUGCUUGCAGUUCUGUCUGGACUUUACUGGAUUUUGUUUUUCAAUGUGAUGUAUUUUAUGGAUGACAUGGAAACUGUAUUUAUGUUAAAUUUGACAUUUCAUUAAAAAAAAUGAAUCAUA
Notolabrus celidotus (New Zealand spotty) is the source of this 1182-nucleotide messenger RNA. Its product is annotated as cytochrome c oxidase subunit 5A, mitochondrial-like. The record is from RefSeq and is a predicted model, not a curated record. NCBI's taxonomy places the organism in Eukaryota, Metazoa, Chordata, Actinopteri, Labriformes, Labridae. Bases 155 to 580 code for a protein of 141 amino acids. Gene Ontology annotation, cellular component: mitochondrial inner membrane. The transcript is spliced from 5 exons. Gene Ontology annotation, biological process: mitochondrial electron transport, cytochrome c to oxygen.